AGCACUGUGGGUAAUUUCAAAGAUGGCAGCGCCCAUGUAAAAAUAUUGCGUCUGCCUGACAAAAACGGUGUUUUCUACACGGGCAGAGUGUUUUAAGGGACCCAGGCAGUAAACAUGGCUAGUAGGGUACAACAGCAUUGGCUGACCUUCUCCAGAAUGUGGUUACUGUGUGAUGCCAGAUGGCAGCCGGCACCAGAACUGGCCAAGAGGAUCUGUAAAUAUCUGGAGGGUCGGCACAAACCCGUCUACCAUCCACUCUCUGAUUGUGGGGACCAUGUAGUUGUGAUCAAUACCAAGGAAGUUGCUUUUGAAAAGAACCAGUGGGAGAAGAAACUUUAUGCUGUCAACACAGGGUAUAAGAACACAAUGAUAGCAAUGUCAGCAAAAGACUUCCACAGAAUGGACCCAACUAAGGUGCUUGAAAGGGAAGUGUACAGUGAACUACCAAAGAACGGACAGAGAAAAUCACUGAUGACUAGAUUACAUCUGUUUGCCGAUGAGAACAUACCUGACAACAUUAAGGAAAACUUAGUUGACAUCAUCCCACCAGUCAUGGAGCCUCCCAAGAGACUGGAUGAGUUCACAGAGGAAGAAAAGGCUUCCUGGCCAAGACUCUUUAUACCACCUGCAGACUACAAGCCAUCAGACUGAAGGAAAUGACAGGAAAGACCCCUGCUUUUAGAAUUCAUUGCAUCCGAGCAAGGACAUAUAUGUAUAGAAAAUAUACCUAAUUUUUUUUCAAGAAGUUUUUGUUACUAGUACCUCAAAGUUCCAAUUUAACAUCAUGAUUAUCGUUCUAAUCUUUGCUAUUACCUGUAAAGUGUAUAUACUUAGUAGUUUUUGCAAAGUAACACAGACUGUAAGCUGGGAGAUGUGGACAUAAUGGUACGAAUGUUACCAUGACAGUCAGAGUUAAGUUCCAGGGAUCACUAGCUCCUGGAGCAGUAGUU
Branchiostoma belcheri (Belcher's lancelet) is the source of this 950-nucleotide messenger RNA. RefSeq names its product 39S ribosomal protein L13, mitochondrial-like. Gene Ontology annotation, cellular component: ribosome; mitochondrial large ribosomal subunit. Gene Ontology annotation, biological process: translation; negative regulation of translation. The transcript has 7 exons. Lineage: Eukaryota; Metazoa; Chordata; Leptocardii; Amphioxiformes; Branchiostomatidae. Gene Ontology annotation, molecular function: mRNA binding; structural constituent of ribosome. Bases 115 to 651 code for a protein of 178 amino acids. The record is from RefSeq and is a predicted model, not a curated record.